AUGGUCACUCGGAUUGAGCCUUUACCUAACCCCAUCAGCAAUAGCAGCAAAUUCAAGCCAUCGGUAUCGGAGGGGGAUAUGAUACACGUCGCGACUAUAAACGUUCGGUACGAUAAUGGUACCAAAUCAUUCAAUCUUCCUGGUACUGACAGCCAAUAUCGAGAGAAACCAUGGUCGGAACGAAAGACGCGUUUGAUAGAUUGCUUGCUGAGCACAGGUCAGCUCGAUAUCAUUGGAUUUCAGGAGGUCCUCCAUAGUCAGCUUCUAGAUAUACAGAGACUGCUGGGCGAGGGAUAUGGUCAUGUGGGUGUGGGAAGAGACGAUGGUGUAGAAGCUGGAGAAUAUAGUCCCAUAUUCUACGAUAGUACGAAAUUUGAGGUAGUCAAAUGGACAACGAUCUGGUUGUCACCUACGCCCGAUAAACCUUCAAAAGGCUGGGAUGCUGCUUUACCGAGAAUUGCGACUCUUCUUACGCUCCGACAACGUGAUACGAAAAGUCGGUUGGUACAUGCUGUGAAUACGCAUUACGAUCACCUUGGGAUACGUGCCAGGGCGGAAAGUAGUCUUCUGAUCAGAUCGCAGAUACACAACUGGGUAAAGAGGAUAGAAGAAGACGAAAAAGUAAAAGAAGAAGGGCCCGUUAUCUUAUUCGGUGAUUUCAAUUCACCUUCGCAUGAAGCCGGUUACCGAAAUAUCACUUCUUCCCACGUAUUACCAUCGGGUCAGAAAUCGUUCUACUUCCUCGACUCAUUUACGAACCUAUCGUCUACCUUACAGAGUCAUCCAUAUGGUCCGGUACAUACGUAUACGGACUUCGCACCUCCGGGAAAUAAGAAUGCUACGAGAAUAGAUUUCAUCAUGCUUGGUGCUAUCCCCAUCACUGCAAAGGAAGAGACUGACGAUAGAGAAUGGACCGAAGGGAAUGACACAUCUCUUAGUCGAGGUGGGUGGCAAGUGGUCAGAUACGCUUGUUUGGAUAAUUUCGUCGAAGGUGAUAUAGAAGGUUGGACGGGUAGGUGGAGUGAUCAUCGAGCCGUGAGAGUGACAAUAUCGAGAUCUUAG
Molecule: messenger RNA, 1062 nt
Organism: Kwoniella botswanensis
Lineage: Eukaryota; Fungi; Basidiomycota; Tremellomycetes; Tremellales; Cryptococcaceae
Exons: 4
Coding region: 1-1062 (353 amino acids)
Molecular function (GO): 3'-5'-RNA exonuclease activity
Source: RefSeq, a predicted model, not a curated record